UAUCGCCUCAGUCAACCAUGGGUCUCCCUGGGACGCAGAUGUGGACAUGGACUCUUUGUGUUUUCCUCAGCUGGAUGUGUGUGGGUCGAGCCGUGGCAGGACCGCAGUACAUGGUGGCCAUUCCUGCCGUUCUUCAGGCCGGGGCUGAGACCAAAUUCUGUGCCAGUCUCCUUCAGCCCAACGAGACUCUGGUCAUGACCAUCACUCUGAAGUCCUCAGAGAGGAAUACGACCCUCCUCACCAAGACGUCCAGCACAGAGUUCCAUAGCUGCACUCAGUUUGUGGUGCCUUUAGCGAAGAAUGAAGAUGUGCAGCAUUUUGAGGUGGAGGUUCGAGGCAACACUUUUUACUCAAAAGAAUUCCGGAAGGUCUUGAUCAGAGUCUAUAACCCAAGAACAUUCGUCCAAACGGACAAACCGAUCUACCUCCCUGGACAAACAGUGCAUUUCAGAGUCAUCACACUGGAUUCCAAGUUCAGACCUGCCAAUGGCCUGUAUGAUAUCAUCGAAAUUGAGGAUGCUAACAACAACCGAAUCGGACAGUGGCUGAAUGAAACGUCCAAUAGUAAGAUAUUGCAGCGUUCAUACGCCUUGAGCUCUGAGGCCCGUGAAGGGAACUACCAAGUUAUUGUGACGAUCGGAUUGGAAAAAAUACAUCACAGCUUCAAAGUAGAGAAAUAUGUCUUGCCUAAGUUUGACGUGAAGAUAAAUUCAUCCGCUGAAGUGAGUAUCGUCCAGGAGGAAAUCAAGGUGGAAGUAUGUGCAACGUACACGUUCGGACAGCCGGUUCCAGGGAGUGUAGAAGUAGAGAUGGGCCGACCCCUUAGUUACUAUUUCCAAUCCCCUCGACUCGCCCCCGACGAUCCGCUGGGCCUCCCCAUUAUAAUCGCACCAAGCCACAAGGAGACAAAGCAGACGGACAAAGGAGGCUGUGCCACAUUUAUCUUCUCCAUGUCAACCUUCACAAAACUUGAUCAAAAAGCGCUGAAAGAUGAAUUGCAUGUUCUGGCCAAAGUGGAAGAGGAGGGCACCGGUAUUUCACGCAGACAAGAGGAGAGACUAACGAUUUCAUACGUUGUCGGAAAGCUUUCCUUCACCGACGCGCCCAAGAUUCAUGAUGAAGGGUCAAACUUGGCGGGAAAAGUUCAAGCGGUCUAUUACAAUGACACACCCAUUCCUGACAUGAGGUUGCACCUGUUUGAGGGGGAAAGGUGGUCCGCACGCCUGCUGCAGAACCUCACAACCAACAGCGAUGGUGUCGCUAUGUUCUCAUUCAGCACAGCAGGACUUGAAAGAGACAUCAAGCUACAUGUUACCGACUUGCUGAGUGUUGGCUACCCCGGUUACAGAACACCGUACUAUAAGGUUGCAGAUCACACCGUGUUGUUGGCCCGACCUUCAACUCCUCACACUAAAACCUCCAGCUCCCUGGAGGUGAAGAAGAAGAAUAACCCACUUCCAUGUGAGCAAGAAGAAGACUUCUCCAUCCAGUACACUGUGGUAGGAGAAGCCCAGGGCUCUGUGGAUGUGAUGUAUCUGGUCUUAGCCCGAGGAGUCAUCGUCGCUCAGGGGGUUAAACAGGUCAAAGUGCAAGACAAAUCAGUGAAUGAGGGCGAGGUCUCCUUCAAGUUGACGGUGUCUACGGACAUGGCACCACACAUCCAGGUCCUGGCCUACGCCGUCCUGCCCAGUGAGACCGUGAUCGCCAACAGCGCCGACUUCUCUGUGGAGAAAUGCUUCAGUAACAAGGUGUCCCUCGAGUUUUCUCCGUCCUCGGCUGUCCCAGGAGAGGAGACCGUCCUGCAGGUGACGGCCCAGCCGGACUCCCUGUGUGGCGUGAGCGCCGUCGACCAGAGCGUCCUCAUCAAGGAGCCGGGGAAAACUCUGGAGGCAGAGAAGAUUUUUGACCUGUUGCCCGUCAGAAAAAUAUACCACAUUCCAUAUAUGGUGGAAGACUCUGUCCAAUGUUUGCGCGUGAGACCAAGAAGAUACGUUUUGCCGUUCCCCAGUGAGCCGACAGAGGACGCUCACACCGUCUUCAAGAAUGUGGGAAUGAAGAUGGCAACAAACCUGCUAAUCCGAGUGCCUUCGUGCCUCAUGUACAAAGGAAGAGAAUACAGCCAUGGCCACCAUGGUCACUAUGGUAUUAGUUACAGGUAUAAUUCUGUUCCUGGCUUAGCCAUGGCCCCACCUGUAAUGAUGGACUCAAUGAGUGCGGAAAGUGUUAGUAGUUCACCAAUAGAGACAGUCCGCACUUUCUUCCCUGAGACCUGGAUAUGGGACCUGGUGGAAGUGGGAGACUCUGGAACAAAGGAUGUGUCCCUCACCGUCCCAGACACCAUCACCACCUGGGAGACGGAGGCCUUCUGUCUGUCCCCUCAGGGAUUCGGCCUGGCCCCCCGUAAAGAGAUCACCGUCUUCCAGCCCUUCUUCCUGGAGCUCAGCUUGCCCUACUCCAUCAUCCGGGGGGAGCACUUUGAACUGAAGGCGACCGUCUUCAACUACUUGACAAGCUGCAUCAUGGUCAACGUGGCUCCGACCCCGUCCUUAGAAUACACCCUCACCCCCCUCUCAGGUGACCGGUACACUUUCUGUUUGUGUGGCAGUGAGCGCAAGACCGUCAGCUGGACCAUGGCCCCCUCAGCUCUAGGCGUUGUGAACGUGUCGGUGUCGGCCGAGGCCGUGGCGUCACACGCUUCAUGUGACAACGAGAUUGUGAGUGUUCCAGAGAGGGGUCGCAUCGACGUGGUCACACGAUCCCUCAUCGUGAAGGCGGAAGGAGUCGAGACCUCAGAGACCCACAACUGGCUGCUCUGCCCCAAAGGAGAGACUUUGACAGAGGAAGUAGACCCACAGCUCCCCGAGAACGUGAUUGUUGGAUCGGCCCAUGCUUCAGUAUCCGUCCUUGGUGACAUUCUGGGCCGAGCCUUGAACAACCUGGACGGGCUUCUGCAGAUGCCAUACGGAUGUGGGGAGCAGAACAUGGCGCUCCUCGCCCCCAACAUCUACAUCCUGCAGUACCUGACAAACACACAGCAGCUGACCCAAGCCAUCAAGGACAAGGCCACCAACUUCCUGACCAGCGGCUACCAGAGACAGCUGAACUACAAGCAUGAAGACGGCGCCUAUAGCACCUUUGGAUCAGGACCGGGGAACACAUGGCUGACCGCUUUUGUGGUGCGGUCGUUUGCCAAAGCCCAGUCAUUUGUCUUCAUUGACUCGCAGAAGAUCGAAGAGUCGAUAACUUGGCUGAAAAACAAACAAAAAGAGAACGGCUGUUUCCAAAAGUCAGGAAAUCUGUUCAACAAUAGGAUGAAGGGCGGCGUCUCUGAUGAAGUGACCCUGACUGCUUACAUCACCGCUGCUUUCCUGGAGAUGAAUACGUCCGUUGAAGAUCCCGAAGUGAAGAAGAGCCUGUCUUGCCUUAAAGAGUCUGUGGGAAACCUCAGCAACACGCACACCACGGCUCUGCUGGCAUACGUCUUCACCCUUGCAGGAGACAUGGAGGCCCGAGCUCAGCUCCUUAACCGCCUGGACUUGGUCUCAACACAACAAGGAGGGUUCCUCCACUGGUCUCAGACAGCAGCAGAUACGUCGGCCUCUCUGUCCGUGGAGAUCAGCUCCUACGUUCUGCUGGCUAAACUCGGGUCCUCGCCGACCGCUGAAGACCUGGGCUAUGCCACCCGCAUCGUCAGGUGGCUGACGACCCAGCAGAACCACUACGGAGGCUUCUCCUCCACACAGGACACGGUGGUGGCUCUUCAGGCUCUGGCUCUCUACUCCACUCUGGUGUUCAGCCCCGGAGGUUCGAGCACGGUGACGGUCCGCUCCCCCAGUGGCCAGCUCACGUUUGACGUGAACCAGAAGAACAAACUGCUCUACCAGGAGAAGCUGCUGCAGGAGACGACAGGGACGUUCGGCCUGGAGGUGAAGGGUGAUGCCUGUGCUGUGAUCCAGAUUUCUCUUCAAUAUAACGUCCCGACUCCGUCUGUUGUUGCCACUCUCGAUGUCGAGGUCACACCAAAGGUCGACUGCACCAGCAGAAGACAUGGACUUUCUCUGAUGAUCAAGGUCCUGUAUACAGGAGCAGAGGCCAGUACAAACAUGGUGAUCCUGGAUAUUAAGAUGCUCUCUGGGUUUGCCCCAGAUCCGGAGUCGUUGAAAAGUCUCAAAGGCGCCGUGCUGGUUGAUCGAGUAGAACAAACCGGGGAUCACGUUCUGGUCUACAUAUCGGAGUUAGAGAAGAACAUACCCAUCAAUUAUACCUUAGACCUCAUUCAGGUGCUCCAGGUGCAGAACCUGAAGCCGGCCGUGGUCAAGAUCUACGACUACUACCAGCCAAGUGACCAGGAUGACGCAGAAUACAUCUACGCUUGUGCCACAGCUUGAUGAGGGAUGUACUAUGAGUCCUCCAGAGGGCACUGAUACCAGUAAUCGAUACAAGUUGUGUUCUUUAACGUCAUGUCUACUAACCCUCAACGCAUAUAUUUCAAUAUUCUGGCACAUUCCUUUGUAGCUGUGUAUCUACCGUAUUAAAUGAAAUGUAUGCACUAUGGACAAUAAAGUCAUGUGAUGAGAA
Messenger RNA from Pungitius pungitius (ninespine stickleback), 4578 nucleotides. RefSeq names its product alpha-2-macroglobulin-like. The transcript is spliced from 36 exons. Lineage: Eukaryota; Metazoa; Chordata; Actinopteri; Perciformes; Gasterosteidae. Bases 18 to 4388 code for a protein of 1456 amino acids. The record is from RefSeq and is a predicted model, not a curated record. Gene Ontology annotation, cellular component: extracellular region. Gene Ontology annotation, molecular function: endopeptidase inhibitor activity.